AUGGCCAGCCUGCAGACCCCACUCCUGGCUGCCCUCAUCCUCCUUGCUAUGAUACUUCAAGCAACAGAGGCAGGCCCCUACGGUGCCAACGUGGAGGACAGCAUCUGCUGCCGGGACUACAUCCGUCACCCCCUGCCCCUGCGUUUGGUGAAAUAUUACUACUGGACUUCGGACUCCUGCCGGAGGCCUGGCGUGGUCUUGCUAACCGUGAGGGACCGAGAGAUCUGUGCUGAUCCCAGACUGCCCUGGGUGAAGAAAGCUCUCCAGAGGCUGGACCAAUGAGGCAGGCCCUGCCCUGAAGACCGUGGCCUUGGCUCCUCCAGGAAGGCUCAUGGAGCCCCACCUCCCUGCUGUUACAGCUGCUCCCCGACACA
Messenger RNA from Balaenoptera musculus (blue whale), 374 nucleotides. It is a transcript of the gene CCL22, whose product is annotated as C-C motif chemokine ligand 22. The coding region runs from base 1 to 282 and encodes 93 amino acids. The record is from RefSeq and is a predicted model, not a curated record. Gene Ontology annotation, molecular function: chemokine activity; CCR chemokine receptor binding. NCBI's taxonomy places the organism in Eukaryota, Metazoa, Chordata, Mammalia, Artiodactyla, Balaenopteridae. Gene Ontology annotation, cellular component: extracellular region. Gene Ontology annotation, biological process: inflammatory response; cellular response to tumor necrosis factor; chemokine-mediated signaling pathway. The transcript has 3 exons.